This is a messenger RNA of Mauremys mutica (yellowpond turtle), 3208 nucleotides long. Its product is annotated as TNFAIP3-interacting protein 3-like. The transcript is spliced from 7 exons. Bases 276 to 1481 code for a protein of 401 amino acids. Lineage: Eukaryota; Metazoa; Chordata; Testudines; Geoemydidae. Gene Ontology annotation, biological process: regulation of transcription by RNA polymerase II; cellular response to lipopolysaccharide. The record is from RefSeq and is a predicted model, not a curated record.
CCAUUGAAAAAUUCACCGGCGCUGCGGGCGUGAGUAACUUUCUCUGCUCACCCAACAGCUGACGAUGACUCCUCUUCCUCGGUGAAACUCCCACAGCGCCGCCGAGCGAGGAGCGACGCUUCCGGGUUGCGAUCCGCAGCGGGACCCACGUGCGACGCCACCGACCCGGAGAGAGCGGGGCGCUAGGGGCGUGACCUUAGGGGCGUGCCCCGCGGCGGCUCCUUGCCUGGCACUCGGCUUCGCCCCUCCAGUGCGCCGGACAGCUCAGCCCCAGCAUGGAGACGGGCCCCCUCCUCGCCCUGCCGCCCGACAAAGCAGAGCUCCUGCCUGAGCUGGAUUUCUGCCUAGAGCAGGGCCCCGGGCUGGCCAGACCCCAAGACGCUCUGGCUCUCAACAGGGAGGGUGACCCACGAGUGCUCAGUGAGCCUGUCAUCUCCAACCAGCACGACUCAGAGGAGAUCGUCACCUACAUCUCAGAGAGCAUGACGGUGACCUCGGCUGACGAGGAGAAGCUGCUGCUGCUCAACAAGAACACGGAGCUGCGGCGCAUCAACAAGGAGCUCAUGAAGCUAAAUCAGGAGUGGGACCAAAUUUACCAUACCACUACCCUGGGGCUGCAGCAGAAGAUGGGGGCCCUGCAGCAGGAGGUGGUUAUCCUCAAGCAGCAGACGGAGAGGCUCUCCAUGAAGCUUGAGCACGAACAGAACAAGAGGGAGUACUACGAACAAACCCUCAUCCAGGAGCUCAAGAAGAACCAGCAUUUACAGGAGUACGUGAGGCAGCUAGAAGGCAGACAGCACCAUGGCAGGGAGAAGAGGACCUCGGCUGGCUCUGAGGUAUUGGUAUCUGUGCCCUGGGAGGAAUUUGUAGAUGCCCAGUUCCCACUUCCCAGGAAGAACUUGAAGGAGAAUUCACCCAAAAAGCACGAAGAAGCCAGUCAGAAAGUGCAAGGGGGUGAGACCUACAAGCCCAGGAAGUGCAAGCACUUGGCCCAGGUGAAUAAUAGCUCGGAUCCUGGGAAAGAGGUGACUGACCUGAAGGACCAGCUGGAGGCCUUGAAAUGCCAGACAGAAAUUUAUGAGGCGGAUUACAGGACGGAACAUAAGGACCGGGAGCGAAUCAAAGCAGAGAAUGAGAAGCUACGGAAGAAGGAGGAGGAGAUGAGGCAGCAGAUGGCACUUCUGCAAGAGCAACUUAAGAUCUUUGAGGAUGACUUCAGGAAGGAGCGGUCGGACAAGCAGCUGCUUCAGCGCCUCCUGAAGAGCAAGGCCAGCCCCAAGGAGCCCAUCCUUGUUCAUCGCUGCAACAGCCAGGAGAGGCCAGUGGUACCCGCCUCACCUGCGCACUCCACUUCCUCCACAUCCAAACGAGGCAACUGCAGCAAGCACUGUGAGAAGCACAGCCACAAGCAGGGAGAGUGUGCCAAGCACCACUCGCGGGAUGCUGAGGUGCAGGCAUCCCCAUUCAGCAGAGACUACUAGGAAGAAGAGACAUACAUCUUCCAGGCAGUACUUCUUAAGCUAACGUACAUGGUCUCUCCAGCAGCCAUCUGCUGCUGGGUGCAUGUCUCCAGCCACAGGAACCAGCACUGCUCUUCUGCAGAGGCCAUCGAGAUGCUUUCAACACCAUAGAUGCUUUCAGCAGCCACGCCUUCCAUUGGUUAUAGCUCAGACCAAUCAGGGCUUGAGGUUUCGGCAGCCCCGUAGAGCAGAAGCCCAAGUUAAUUUACUUGCUUCCUCCCUAUUUUUCUCCAAGCUACUGAAAUAAGAAUGGAAGGUUUGUACCUGGAUUGGAGCUCAUCUCUUAGAGCCAUCCAAGCAGCUUCACCUUGCUCCUGGGCAUCACCUGCUUAAAUCCACCUUGCAAGUAAUUCUGGGGCAGGGAAAGCAGCACAUGUGUUGCCCCCCACAUCAAGAAGAGUGUUGAGAACAAAAGGCCCUUGGACGCUGUGGGAGUGAUUUUAGUGUCUGAAAAGGGCUCACCCCACCCUAUCCCACCUUGAGUCCUUAACUGUAAGUCAUCCUAUAUUCUAGCAGUGCUUCCCAGUGCAGCUGCUGCUCCAGCAAAGAGUUUUUCAGUGCUUUAUCCAGUUUCUCACGGGAUUUCAGCAGCUCCCCACUGCAGCCUUAAACUCAGCCAGCAAGGACUGGGGACAACUGUUACCUUUAUUUAUUUUAACCAAUUUCCUGGAUCCCAUAGAGUUGGUACUUAUAUAUAUAAGUGAUUUAAAAUAAAUACAAAUGCCUUCAUUUCUUCUGCUUUCUAUUUGCUUGUAAGAUACAAGAGUAAAGACAUUCUUCCCUUCAUUAACAAACAGUUGUGGAUUUAGGAACCAGCUCCACAGCACUGGAGAUAGAUGCUAUUUACCUACAAUGGAAGCAAAGCAUGGUCAGCAGCAGGGCAAACUUCCCCAAGCCUGCCCCGAACAGUCCCCUGCUAGGGGAGAAUUCCGGCUGCAUGGCCUCUCUCUGCCUCCUAAAGAAGUGGUCAGCAGGCAGCUAGUUGUGGCCACACUAGUCUGUUUGUGAGGUAGACUGUUGUCCAUUAGGAACUGGACUGAGAACAACUAGUUACAGACUUGGGUUGGCUAGGUCCAGACCACUGACCUAUGGCUAAAAGCCCCAAAUUCCACUAAGGCAUUUAAAAUCCUGUUUGAGGCAGAUCAGGCUCUCGUGAUCCUAAGUACUGCUAACAGCUGAACCAGUUAACUUUGAAUGGCAGCCACUGACUGGGCAAGGUUACCUGCUUUCCAAAGCAAUGCCAGGAGGAUUUUAUUCAAUGUUAUUUGUGACACACAAGAUAUGCAUGUGCUUACAAGAUGAAUGGACAUCUCUACUCAGAUACCACAGUGAUAAAGCAUCAUUGACCUUGGUGUCAAGUGUGUCUCAACCUUGAGUUGCAUCAUAGCCCAGCACCUCCCAUUAACGGUUGGCAAGGUUCAGUUUUCCUGAAUGCCAUCUUCCUUUGCUAGUCAGCAACAUAAGAACGGCCAUACUGGUUCAGAUCCAUGGUCCAUCUAGCCCAGUAUCCUGUUUCCCAACAGUGGCCAAUGCCAGGUGCCCCAGAGUGAAUGAACAGAACAGGUAAUCAUCAAACAAUCCAUCCCGUCACUCAUUCCCAGCUUCUGGCAACAAGGGACACGUCAGAGCAUGGUUUUACAUCCCUGCCAAUCCUGACUAUUAGCCAUUGAUAGACCUAGCACCACUAA